UGUAUUCAAAACAGUCACGUUUUCAAUGGCGUGAAGGGUAGUGUUGAACAAUCGUCGGUAACAAGCAGUUGUUUCCUCGUCGUUUGUGGCGUAAUUUCGCGGUUCCUACCGGCGUUUAGGACGAAUUAUCCGCUCAAACAGCGAGGAAGACCCAAUGGAAUCGGUGGAAGAAUCUACGCUCCUGUCUGAUACUUCGUUGCGGUGGGUGGCAGUCUGUGGUUUGUUCCCAGUUUGAGCCUGGAAAACAUCUUUCUUCCCAUGGCAUGUAACCAAGAGGAACCUAUGAGUGAAGGUGGGACCAGCCAGACCCCGGACACCGAUCCAGAACAGACAGUCUCUCUGGACCAGGCGCUCGCGCCGGCUAUCACUGCUCCCGUCAGCUCACCGGCCUCCAGCCCUUCAGACAAUGGUAAGGACUUGGGCGGCUGUAGCGUCAAAGGUAAUGCUAGCACCAGCAGCAGCGGUGCCACACAUAAGAAGGAAACGGUGGACUACUUCCUGAAGAAGCCAGCUUCCCCUACUCACGGCCCGACUCACGGCCCUACACCCUCCACAAGCGGGCAGGCCACCAAGCAGAAGGAUAAAUACUGGGACUCCAAGUCUGCGAACGGGUCCUCCAACGGUAAUGGCAGCAACGGGGAGCACUCUGACGACAUGGCGGUGUCGGUCACUGGCUCCACCAAUGGCUCGUCCAACAGCAAGAGCGGCAGCGGCACGGAGCAGCCCAUGGAAGUGGAGAACAGCGAAAACGGAGAACAGGGGUCCAACCUGCUCUCCAACUAUGGCUCUUCAGAGAACUCUGAUUCUAAAAGUGCAACUCUGAGCAUGCUCAGUGGCAGCAGUAAUGAUGACCAGCCCUCUACAAGUGGCUGCAGCAGUGAGCAGUCCGUGAAGGCUAAGAACCGAGAGAAGCUAGUUGCUGCCAUCCAGGAGCUGAAGUCCAUGCUGCCACCCUCCACCCUGAACGAUGGGAACGAGGGGAAGCCGUCCACGCUGGCAGCCCUGACACACGCCAUCGAGUGUGUCAAGAAAGUCAGCUCAUCAAAUGCUUUCGACCUUCCGUUUCCUGAAGAGGAAGAGGACCCUUCUACCAAGGACAACUCCAUUCCCACGUACAGUCUCCAUUCCCUCUGUACCCUCAGUAAAAACGUGGUUCUUCAGAACAUGGUGAGUGUGGGUUGGGGCUGUACAAUCAUCAUUACCGUACAUCUCCUAGUUGUGAAAGCUGUUCCUCUGACGGGGUAUCUUCCUCAAGAUCUGAUUGGUCGAUGCAUUUUUGACUUCAUCAAUCAAGAUGAUGCCCCUAUCAUGUUGAGUGUACACGAAAAAGUUGUGAAAACACCUAUGGGACAGACGUUCAACGAGGGCCCGAUCCGCCUCUUGGUGCGCAACGGCAAUGAGGUCACCAUAGAAACCAGCUGGUCAAGUUUCAUCAACCCGUGGACUCGGAAGAUCGACUUUGUCAUUGGACAACACCGAGUCACAAGAGGUCCACAAGAGAUAGACGUGUUCAGAAACCCCAUCAAAGCGUGGAUCGGCCAUACAGAGAUAAGGAAGGAUAUCACAGCUAUGGAACAGGCCAUCUGUAAACUCUUACUUCAGACGACAAUCCCACAACUUGCCACACCUGAUCACCAUCUGGUCUCACCUGUGGAGAACCCAGACCAGUUUGCAGAGGAUGUGGAUGUCCAGGAAAAAUGCAUGGACAUGCACAUCCUGAAGGCACGCGGGCAGCAGAUCUUUGCCGAGAAGGUGAAGAAGAUGGCCGACAAGCCGGGGAAGGAGGCGGAAGAUGCCAAGGGAACGUCUUCGUCGUCCAAUGUGUACUCCCCGAGUCAGCCAGCUGCUCUACCCAACUAUGAACAGCUCAACUACGCUCAAAACAUCCACAGAUACCUGCUGAGCUGCCCUGACGUGUUCUCCAACUCGUCCAUGGAGGAGGAUCAGCAGCAGGAGCAGGACCUGACCACAGCCAUGGACGCCGUGCAGGCCGCCGAGCUACCGCGGGGAGCUGAGGCUUCCAACCUCUUGCCUGACGAGGGACUGCCUUCUCAGACAGGUGUUAUCACCACCAUCGAGACAUCGACGAGACCCGUGGCUGUCACCACAGGCAGCACGGUGAUGACGAUGGCCCCCAUGUCACAGGACUCCCACGUCCCUCUGGACCCCGCACACAGCGAGGACAUACCCAUCGUCGACGACUUCAGCGACAAGAACGAGACCAACUCGGAGGUAGGCGAGCCCCUACCUCCCGCCUCCUCCUACCAGAAGGUGGGUCUGACGCAGGAGAUCCUCAGCCAGCACACCAUCAACCAGGAGCGGACGUACGUGGAGCAGGCGCUGAAGGAGGGCUACAACCACCUCCUGCUGCCCCACUUCCAGCGCCGCCACGGACACAAGCGCCAGCUCCUCACCCCGGAGAACGAGACCGUCACCAACAAGCUCAGCAAGCACUGCCAGAUCAGCAACGGGAUCCCCCGCCACCGCACCAGCAUGAGCAACUCCUCCUCCAUCGCCCCACAGACCACGCUCGUGGACGCUCAGACCGCGCAGAACAUGUUCGUCCCCAUCCACAACCCCAGCCAGAACCAGAGCAUGCCCAUGGGACAGAUGCAGGUCCCUGUGUUCCCCAACCAGAUGGGCAUGAACUUGAGCAUGUUUGGGAUGCCUUUCGGCAUGCCCGUCCCCCAGUUCAUGCAGGGAGGGAUGCCCCCCACAGGCCAGCCUAUGAUGGGAUCUGUCCCCAUGAUGCCCAUGGCUCAGAAUUUCAUGUACUCAGGCUUCUUCCCCCACUAUGGCUUCUCCUCGGCGGGGGGUUUCACCGUGCCGACCACGCCUUCCAUGCAGAUCCCGCAGGGCAGCAGCAUCUGGACGCAGGUCCCCCAGCGGCCGCUGUUCCACCAAGGCGGCGGCAUGCAGCCUCUACACAUCAACACCGACCCGGGAACACUCAGCCCGACAGUCCAGAUGGAGGCCCCGCUGUCCCACGUGUCGGCGCAGUGCCUGAACCCAACUCCCGUGGUCGCGGCGUGCAGCACGUCGGCAGACCCUACCACGACAUCCGUCCCCCCUCCCGCCCCGACGACAGGGAUAUCCGAGCGGGUGGGCUCGCAGUGCAGCAGCCCCCUGCAGCUCAACCUGAUGCAGCAGGAACUACAGGAGGGCGGCAGUCGCCAGACCGCAGCGCAGGCCGGCAGCACGUGUCACCAGUCUCCCCACCGCAAACUCCAGACAGACCAGGAGGGGCUCGCACCUGUCAAGAAGGUCUGUAAGACUGCGCAGGUCAAGGACAAGGAGGACGACAACAGCUUGGACACGAGCUCGAUGCUGGACUUGCUGUUGGCAGAGUCUAAUGACGGGAACAGCAGCACACCUGACCUGGGAUCAGACCCAAGCUUCACCUCUUCAGAAGGCUCCAACACACAGGAGCAGAAGAGAAAGAUGGAGAGUAGAGAAAGAGAGAACUUCAAGAGAUAUGUGCUGCAGGAUCCGAUCUGGCGUGUGAUGGCCAACACAACUCAGAAAGUCAUGAUGACGUACCAGCUGCCCAGAAGAGAGAUAGACGAUGUCCUGAAGCAGGACCAGGACAAGCUGCGGUCCAUGGAGAGGAACCAGCCGGCCUUCUCCGCAGAGCAGAUGGGCGAGCUGGAGGAUGUCAAACUGUGCUGGGGCAAAAUGAAGAUGCCUGACAUCGCUGCUUGUGACGAGGCCAUUGACAAGUGUCUGUCCAAGAAGCGGAAGAGAAUGCCGAGCAGGAAACACCUCUCCGUACAGACCGUCAUCUCCCCGACCAUGGAGUCCGUCCUGGAGUCCAACCUUCCCUCGUCGUCGGGCAGCUCACAGAAGUCGGAGACUGAGAUGGCCAACCUGCCGGGGGACAUCGGCCGGAGCACGGCCAAGGACAGCGACAACUGGGGGGACAACAGCAACGUCAGCAACGGGAGGUCAUCGCGCAGCUCCAGCUCCAUCAAGGAGUCGGACGACAAGUCGCAGAGCAACAACAGCAAAGACAGCGACGAGUACCCAGUGGAGAAGAGGUUACCACCGAAGAGACAUUCCAGCCCAACCACAAGUAACUCCAGCAGUGACUUGUAGUAGUGUGAGAGAUGGGGAGUGAUGAUGAUGAUGACCUUCUCAGCUGUAGGAAUGACAAGGUGUCCCUUGUACCCCCAUGCCAAGAGAAAGUUGAUCACCCCUGUAGUAAUAUCUGCCCUAAAUUAAAUGGUUACAAGCUGUAGCCAAACAUUCAUGCCAAGCAGUUCUUGAAAACACAUGUUCUUAACCUUCUCCCUGCUGCCUAGCUCUGUUACCAUUGGAAAGUUGGUGUGUAAAGGUUACCUCAGCAGAGAGGAGGUUAAAAGUACAUACAAGACAUUAAUGUUUACAAUUCAAACUCUAGGUGGUCAAAGAACAAAGAAAAUAUUUGAAUAUCUGCUCCCGCCAGAAAGACUGAAUUGCACCAACUUUAGUUCAGAAAACCAUGUAUUUGCUUGACUUGUUUCUCUACGGACAGGAUCGAAGAAAUGGCAUGACAGACGACUAUUUGACAGAAAGUCUAUUAAAAAAAGAACAAACUCUUUUUUACGUACAACAAAACUGUUAGUGCCUUGUUGGCAUUGUGUAGUGUACACAGUGUAGUUUGUAUUGAUAAUGACUUAAAGUGAAAUGAUAGACAUUUGGCUUUUACACUUCUCUCAGUGGGUAGUGAUGACUUGAAGGCAGACUACAGGACAAACCUUGACACGUUUUGGUGUUGAGAAAGGCAAAAGACUUUUAGGGGCUGGAGGAAGUAAAGGGGCAUCUUGGUGUAAAUAUCCCGGUGGAGACUAUGUGGCUCAACAGGGCUCGAAAUACCUUUUUCUGGAUACAUCAGAGGGUAUUAAAAAUUACCUACACCAGACAAAUUUUACCUGCACAAUUCAGAAUUUAGGAAGUAUGAAGUAUACUAAAAAAACUGUACAGAAACCAUUGCCAUAAUUUCUUUCAUACUUCAUAGGUGAUAACAGUCAAUGCAGCUAAUAAAAAAUCCACAUACACGCCUACAUUUGUAUUUGUACUGGUAGGCAGGUAGACACCAGAAAUACCUGCCUACCGGGUUUGUAGGUGGUAUUUGGAGGUGGUAUUUCGAGCUCUGCUUAAUAUGUAGGCAUUUUUCAUGUGCAGGCCACUCUUCGUUUUCUAAAGAGUCUAUUUUGUAAGAUAAAAAAAAGCUUAUGGAUGUCAGAGAUGUGAAUACCAUAAAGAUUAUUAAUAUUAAGUAUUGUAGAUCCAAAUAAGUCAAAGAUGAGGGUAUAUGAUGUUUGGGAGAAAAGUCUGGAUUGUAUGAAUUGUGUAGCAUAAUCUUGCAGAGGUUAUGCACACAGAAAGCAGACUCUUGUAUAUUUCAAUGAAAUGGACGAAUAUUCAAAUGCUAUAAUUCCAACAGACAAAAAUUUUUGAAAGGCGAAAAAAAAGGAGAAAACAUCUGAAAAUAGAAAAAAAUUCAUUUGUGAACGUCACUGUCAUGUGGCUAGUGUAUCAGUUUGUGCAAUGUUUUCUGUGAUUUGCAAAGUCGCCUCCAGUUACAUGUUCACUUCUCUAGUUCAUGUGUUCAUCACACAGAAGUCUUCAUUUUUUUCUUUCAAAAAUUUAAAUUGGAUAUAAAAACCAUUUAAAAGUUGGAAGUACUAAGUUUUGAUUGACAAGCCUUGUUUUCCAACAAGGCAAAAAUAUUUGUCAUAAGUACCAUGAGAUUGUGUAAUCUCAUAGGUUUUAAUGAUUGUACUUUUCCUGUGGUUUCCUAUUCAGUGUCCUAUUUGGAUUAUGUAUUUGUGUACACCAAACCAUAAUAUCCCACGCUGCAGUAUUUGACAAAGUUGUAUUUCAGUUGACAUAUGUAAAAGAAUGAGGUUGAAGAACAGACCAAAAUGUUUGCAUUCUAAUUGUUAAGAUAUAUAUCAUUUCUUCUGAAAAUCACAUCAUUUAGAUGAUGGAUACACACAGUGUUUCUCAGUAGUACAAGUGUGGUACAGUCAUGUUGCUUAACUUGUAGUCCUUCUCAGCCAAAGCUGAUAGUUUUUUAUGUAAUGUAAGAACUGUCAACUUACUUCAGGCAAAACCAAUCUGUAUUGAAUAUUGCAGGUUAGAAAUACAGAGAAAUGAAAGGAUAAAAUUACAUGUAUCUGGUUACAUAUCUUUGUUUAUCAAACUGUUUAGUCAGUCUUUUAAGGGGAACAUUCUCCAAAUAUCUUGUUAAAAAGGGACCUUCAAAUUAUGCUGUGAUGUAGCUCUGCAGAGCUUGGUAACUUACUAAGAUAGGAUGUUGUUUGUCACUUCUUAUAAGGAAAAUCCUUAUUUAGGAAACAUUUGCCAUUAGCUCUGCUAAGUCGGAAAGACCUGGGAACUGAGAGAAAUUUGCAAUGUCCCUUUAACUUUUAAAGUUAAGGAAGAAAAUGUGAUAUCAUAUAGAGGGGAAACAUGCUUUUUUAUUUGCCAUGUGAAAUUCUUGAAUGCAAAGCAUGGAGUGAAUUUGAUUUUUCACAUUGCCAGUGUCUUUCCGGAUUAAUGUGGCCAGUGUAAUUUUUUUUAAAGUGACAAUCAUUUCUAGUCUUUUAGUGAUCAUUGAACAAGUAGUGAACAAAGUUAGGACAUACAUGUAGGAUCCAUAGAUUAGAUUGUAUAUUUUUGAAGAAAUUCAGAGACCUUUCAUCAGAAAUAUAUAUUUUGCCAUUCUAAAUGUCAACAUUUAAACACAACUUGCUGUUUUCUAUAGUCCACCUUCUCUUAAUGUGUAAUGUACUUUUGAAGGAGGUACCUACAGGGGAAUUCGAUGUCACCUUUUGUAUAUAUUCAAAUAAUAACGUUAAGUCACAAGAGUAUGUUGUACAUAUAUUGUAUACUGGAAUAUUGUAAUGUGCAACUAUCAUUAUCUUACUUGGACUCGAAAAGCUGAUGGUAGGAAUACAUGUACAUGUACAGGUCAUAAGAAUGAAGUUGUGUUGGAAAAAACAGGUGAAAAUUUAUCUGCAAUCCAACUAGCUCCUGAUCAACUUGUUUGAAUGAUUUUCUUACAUUUUGAUGUGUGGAAUUGAGGGUGCUUUGGAAAGAGAUUUGUAGUAAACUUUUGAUACAGGAGUCCUACUAUUAUGAUGGUUUGUAAUAAAUGUUACGGUUACAAAUAAAGUGAGAUAUCACUGUU
Branchiostoma belcheri (Belcher's lancelet) is the source of this 7177-nucleotide messenger RNA. Its product is annotated as period circadian protein homolog 1-like. Gene Ontology annotation, biological process: negative regulation of transcription by RNA polymerase II; circadian regulation of gene expression; entrainment of circadian clock by photoperiod. Gene Ontology annotation, cellular component: nucleus; cytoplasm. The transcript is spliced from 15 exons. Gene Ontology annotation, molecular function: transcription corepressor binding; transcription cis-regulatory region binding. Bases 259 to 4095 code for a protein of 1278 amino acids. Lineage: Eukaryota; Metazoa; Chordata; Leptocardii; Amphioxiformes; Branchiostomatidae. The record is from RefSeq and is a predicted model, not a curated record.